AUGUUAAUCGGCUUUCUAUACACGCGUAUCAACCGACAAUUAACCCUGGCGCUAUUAAUCAGCAUACAAAGUAUGGCCACCAUAUUCAUGCCGUACUCCACGCAGAUAUGGCACCUGUAUCUCUGCAUAUUCCUGUAUGGCUUGGGUAUAGGCGCCUGGAAUAACUCCAAUAACGUUAUACUCAUUGAGAUGUGGCAACAGUCGAGUCCAUCGUUUUUGCAGUUUUCGCAGUUUAUUUACGGUUUGGGCACCAUAUUAGGGCCCCUUAUUGUGGGCCCCUACCUAACGGGGGAAGUGGAUUACAUGGAGAGGUUGGAGGUGGGCAACGGCACCUAUAGGUUGCUGUGGAACGACACUACAGUUAUGGAUAACGAGUGGCAAAGGAGGUCUAGAUUGAAGUUCCCGUAUAUGGUGGGAGGGCUGUUGCAAAUGAUUGGUCCAUCUCUAAUGUUUCUGAUGUAUGUCUGCCGGCCCUACAAAUACCACUCGGAGGAGGAGGACAAUGGCACCGGCGAUGAGCGACAGCCCCUCAUCACUAGCAUCCAGAAGCUAACGCUGACCAUACCUAAAAAAGCCAUCAUAAUCUGCGUAUCAGUCUACCUGGCCUAUGGCAUCAUGUCUGAUAACAUGUAUAUGGACUUCAGUCCCACAUUCUUC
Oppiella nova is the source of this 657-nucleotide messenger RNA. The record is from the annotation of a GenBank genome assembly. Lineage: Eukaryota; Metazoa; Arthropoda; Arachnida; Sarcoptiformes; Oppiidae.